This is a messenger RNA of Pteropus alecto (black flying fox), 2268 nucleotides long. RefSeq names its product secreted protein acidic and cysteine rich (gene SPARC). The transcript has 10 exons. The record is from RefSeq and is a predicted model, not a curated record. Bases 158 to 1069 code for a protein of 303 amino acids. NCBI's taxonomy places the organism in Eukaryota, Metazoa, Chordata, Mammalia, Chiroptera, Pteropodidae. Gene Ontology annotation, molecular function: calcium ion binding; extracellular matrix binding; collagen binding. Gene Ontology annotation, biological process: anatomical structure development.
GGAGGGACCAUAGGGUGGAGGGGGAGACAGAUCCAGCCCAGAGUUCUGAGUGGUUUCCUGUUGCCUGGCUCUAAACCCCUCCACAUUCCCGCGGACCUUCAGACCGCCGGAGAGAGCUCAGCCUGCUGCCUGCCUGCCACUGAGGGUUCCCAUCACCAUGAGGGCCUGGAUCUUCUUUCUCCUUUGCCUGGCCGGGCGGGCCUUGGCGGCCCCUCAGCAGGAAGCCCUGCCUGAUGAGACGGAGGUAGUGGAGGAAACGGUGGCUGAGGUAUCUGAGGUAACUGUGGGAGCCAACCCUGUCCAGGUGGAAGUAGGAGAAUUUGAUGAAGGUGCUGAGGAAGCUGAAGAGGAGGUGGUAGCUGAAAACCCCUGCCAGAACCACCACUGCAAACAUGGCAAGGUGUGUGAGCUGGAUGAGAACAACACCCCCAUGUGCGUAUGCCAGGACCCUACCAGCUGCCCUGCCCCCAUUGGCGAGUUUGAGAAGGUGUGCAGCAAUGACAACAAGACCUUUGACUCCUCCUGCCACUUCUUUGCCACCAAAUGCACCCUGGAGGGUACCAAGAAGGGACACAAACUCCACUUGGACUAUAUUGGAUCCUGCAAAUACAUCCCCCCAUGCCUGGACUCUGAGCUGACUGAAUUCCCUCUGCGUAUGAGGGACUGGCUCAAGAAUGUCCUGGUCACUCUGUACGAAAGGGAUGAAGACAACAACCUUCUGACCGAGAAGCAGAAGCUGCGAGUGAAGAAGAUCCACGAGAAUGAGAAGCGCCUGGAGGCUGGAGACCACCCUGUGGAGCUGCUGGCCCGGGACUUCGAGAAGAACUACAACAUGUACAUCUUCCCCGUGCACUGGCAGUUUGGCCAGCUGGACCAGCACCCCAUUGACGGGUACCUGUCCCACACCGAGCUGGCCCCACUGCGUGCACCCCUCAUCCCCAUGGAGCACUGCACCACUCGCUUUUUCGAGACCUGUGACCUGGACAACGACAAGUACAUCGCUCUGGAUGAGUGGGCCGGCUGCUUCGGCAUCAAGGAGCAGGAUAUCGACAAGGAUCUCGUGAUCUAAAUCCACGCCUUCCUGUACUACCGGAUUCUCUCUUUGACCUUUCCCUUCCCAUUUCCCCCAAUGUUUAAAAUGUUUGGAUGGUUUGUUGUUCUGCCUGGGGACAAGGUGCUAAUAUAGAUUUAAAUGAAGACAUUAACGGUGCUAAACAUGGAAAUUGUAACCCAAGUCAUGACAUUCUUUGCUGUAACUCUGCUAUCAAGGCCUCUUGCUCAGCGACUAACGAGUCAUCUCGCUCACCUACUAACAGCCCCGUUUUCCUCUGGCCAUUUGAAGCGCUGCCCGUUGUCUUAGUGGCAAAUGGGUGGGAACUCUGAUCUGCUCACAUCUGCCUUCAACACAUCGCAUCUUCAGACUUCCUAUUUCUCUGUUUGAAACUAAUACUCACCAAAUCGGACUUUUAUGUUAAUUUUUAUUUCAGGGUAUUGGCUGCCAGGGGGUAUUCCCCACAUGGCCUGAAGGUGGGCAAAGGAAAGUAACAGACAUGUGAUGUACAAGGAUGUUUCUGGGACUAGAGGACCCGUGGUAGGAGAAAUUCCUGGAAAACCCACCAACCAGAACCGCAGAUAACCAGUCUUGUUUCUCUGGGGCUUUAAAUGAGAGUAAGAACCUGAGGCUGUGUUUCGAAAAUAUAUAUAAGCUCUUACUUAAACCAGCUCCUCAUCAUUUUCCCCCUCAUUUUCUAGUGCCAUUUCUUUGCACAUUAGGCUGUUUGUUCAAACUUUUGGGAGCUGUGGACCAUCGAUUUUCUGGAAUCCAACACGCCUCUGGGGGGUUGAUCACCACAUCUCACAAGGCUUUCGCCCUUCUGUUUUGGGGAGAUUCAGGACUGGGAGGCUGUUUCGACCAGGAAGACCAAAAUCAAGAGUGAGGCAGGUGUAGAAAGGUGUAAAAUAGAAAAAAUGGAGUUGGUGAAUGGUUUUUUUUUUUUUUGUAUUCUCCACACUUGGAUGGCUGUCACGGGGAGGGGGUCUUGCCCUCAGUUUCUAGCAUGUUCCUUCUUUUCUCCCCUCCCCACUCUUUUCUUUCUAUUAAUCAAGAGAAACUUCAAAGUCAAUGGGAUGGUCAGAUCUCACAGGCUGAGAACGUUCACCUCCAAGCAUUUCAUGAAAAAGCUGCUUCUUAUUAAUCAUGCAAACUCUCGCCAUGAUGUGAAGAGUUUGACAAAUCUUUCAAAAUAAAAAGUAAUGACAUAGAAACUG